CCCUGCUGGUUGCGGGUUUGGCCAUCCUUGGGGGAGUGGCGGUGCUCCUCUAGCCGCAGCCAGUGCGAGCGCAGAGCGACGUCGCAGAGAGGAUGACUUGUCUAUAUUCUCUCUCUCCCUAUCCCUCUUCACCACUCCUUCUGCCACUUCUUCUCCAUCUCUCCUCUCUUCUCUCUCCCUCUCCUACUACCCCUCGACCUGGCAGAGAGAGGAGUCGACGAUCGAUAAGCCGCAGCGCAGCGCCACACUGUGCUGCCUCCUCACCCGCAGGCCCAGCCCAGCGAAAGCCUAAGUCGUCCCUCGCCUCCCUUGCCCGCCCCCGCAUCUCUCCUUCUUUCCACCUCUCAGACCUCGACCGACCGUGACAAAUCUACACACGUCUUCACACUCACACUCCCUUGAUCACUCAAGUCGACAAGACGAGACGAGACGAGACAUGGCAUCUGACCCA
Jaminaea rosea is the source of this 451-nucleotide messenger RNA. RefSeq lists its product as hypothetical. Lineage: Eukaryota; Fungi; Basidiomycota; Exobasidiomycetes; Microstromatales. The coding region runs from base 93 to 365 and encodes 90 amino acids. The transcript has a single exon. The record is from RefSeq and is a predicted model, not a curated record.